This is a messenger RNA of Didymella exigua CBS 183.55, 971 nucleotides long. RefSeq names its product DUF427-domain-containing protein. The coding region runs from base 99 to 848 and encodes 249 amino acids. The record is from RefSeq and is a predicted model, not a curated record. The transcript is spliced from 3 exons. Lineage: Eukaryota; Fungi; Ascomycota; Dothideomycetes; Pleosporales; Didymellaceae.
CUCAAAGCCAGUAGGAAUGCUUUUCGUCUCUCUGCGUCAAGCAAUGUUUGAGGACAGGUGACUAUCUAGGUUUAUCAUUCACCGAACACCAGGGCGUCAUGGCGAACAACAGCGGUCUUAUAAGGCUUGCCCAGAAGCUCGCAUCAGAUGGCCCGUACAGAGUCGAGACGACGCAUCGUCGAGUGAGGGCAUUGUUCCAAGGCAAAUACGUCAUCGACACACUACAAGCCUACCACGUCUGGGAACACCCAAAUUUUCCACAAUUUUACGUCCCCAAAACCGCCUUCAAAGAUGUGAACGUCACAUUGAAGGAUCCGAUCGAUGGAACUAACAAGACCGUGCAUUUCGUCCAACUCGACAACGGCCACAGUGCCACGAACCGAGUCCUUCUCUUCAACACCUCCGCGCUCAAAGACCUCUACAAAGUUGACUUCCACUCCAUGGACCAGUGGUUCGAGGAAGAUGUCCCGGUCUACGGGCACCCCAAGGACCCUUACAAGCGCAUCGACAUCCUGCACUCGACGCGCAACAUCAAGGUAGGCAUUGACGGCGUCGUGCUCGCUGAGAGCUCAAGCCCGUUGUUUCUACUGGAGACGACGCUCAGGACGAGGCAUUACUUGCCACCGACGAGUGUGAAGUGGGAGUGUCUGAGACUGAGCGAUACUAAGACCCUUUGUCCUUACAAAGGUCAAGCGAACUACUACGAUGUGAUCGUGAAUGGGAAGGAGUAUAGAGAUCUGGUCUGGUACUACAGGUACCCUACUAGUGAGAGCACGCCUAUUGCUGGGUAUAUGUGCUUUUACAACGAGAAAGUUGACGUGUGGAUCGAUGGGGAGAAGGAGCAGUGAUGGAAGACUCGCAGUGAAUGGACCGAUGUAGCACAGCUAAUUAGUCUUCGCCUCAAGCAAGCUUGUGGUACUGGCUAUAGUUACUUCGAGAUGUCGAUCCAUGUUGUUCGUCUGCCGUCUCAG